Molecule: messenger RNA, 3462 nt
Organism: Argiope bruennichi
Lineage: Eukaryota; Metazoa; Arthropoda; Arachnida; Araneae; Araneidae
Product: titin-like
Exons: 2
Coding region: 11-2947 (978 amino acids)
Source: RefSeq, a predicted model, not a curated record
UAUAAAAUCUAUGAGCCAAACCUUUUAUUGCUCUCAUCAGCUUUCGAAAGUUGUUUGGUGCCUGAAGACAACCAUGUCUUCAGCAAUAGCGUUGGUUGUGUUGCCGCUAUUGCUGCAAAAUGUUCAGGCCACCUUCCCACCUGUGAGUAAUGCCCCACCAAUUCCAAGCCAGGGUGUGAGGACAAUGGAUUAUGAAAGAUUUUACUUCCCGGGUGAUUUGCCACCAAAUCAACCAUCAAAUGUGAUUAAAGACGAGGGAUACUUUCAAGGUGAUGAAAAGCUCGAUCAAAAGCUAUAUGCACCAGAAAACCAAUCGGGAGAAACAGGGGCCUUUGGAAAUUCAGAGGAUACAUUUGACAGAUAUUAUUCGGAAGAUCAGCCUUACAUUGGACCUGUUGCAACUCCUUUACCUGAUGAUACCUAUGUUGCUCAGCCAUCAGUUACUUCAAAAGUCAUCCCAGAUAAUCCUAGCAAUGUAGGUUCUUCAUCAGAUAUAUGGGUCUUAACUAAAGGUCCUGAUAAUCAAUUCAUUCGUGAGCGCUGGAUACAAGUACCUGUAACGCAAGACAGAGUGGUUGAAGUGGUAAAUGCAGAUAUCCCUCCGAAACAAUAUACAGAAACUAUAAAAUCUUUUCCCCCAGUAGCUCAACCACCUCCUCUUCCUCCUGCUCCUGCUCCAGUAAAAGCCCCUGUACCAGCUCCUCCAAGCAUUGUUCAACAAGUAUGGAUAAGAGCACCUUCUCCAAUUCAGGCGCAAAAAGUUAUUCAAAACCCACCAACCGUAGUCGAAGAUAUUCCUUCAGUAAAACAAGUUGUAGAUGUAUCACCUCCAGCAAUUAAGCAAUACAUACAGCCUCAAAUCAUUAAGGAAGCACAACCAUUACCCCCUCCUCCACCGCCUCCACCACCUACUGUAACCAAAAAAUCAUCAAGUUUCAUAGUUCCUCCACCACCUCCACCUCCUCUUAAAGUGCCUGAUUUUGCUUCUCCCAAGCAAACUGUUGUAGUCAGCCAACCCCCAGUUCCUGUAGAUCAGAUCGUUGUAGAAAAGUCUGCACCGCUUUCUCAGGUUAAGCAUAUUUGGGUUCCAACAUCACAAAAUACAGGGAAAUUUUUAACCGUUCCAGUUGGAACUGUUAUUGACGGUGGAAAAUCUGUUCCAGCUAAAGGAGUACCUCUAGACGUUCAACAACCUCCAUCACCAAUCACAGUCUCUGACACUUGGAUUUUGAAACAAGAUGGACCUAUACCUAGGUUUGAGCAACAAAAGUCAUUUGCUCCAGUUGCACCUGUUAUUCAAAAGGGUAGUGUGAUAGUUGAUAAUGGACCCAAAGUUCAGUUCGAUUCUCCAAAGAAUCCUCCGCUAGUAGGAAAAUCUAUUGAUACUGCUGUUCCUAUUGAUAUAUGGCCGGCUAAAAAUCCUGUUCCCCAACAAAAAGUUUUUAUUUCUCAACCACCUCCUCCACCACCACCACCGGCAGUAGCACUACCACCUCCUUCGGGCAAGUCUGACACCAUUGUUGUAGGCAAAUCUUCUCCUAUUGCACCACCUCCGAAAGGUAUAAUUUCCAGUGUGAAAGGAAUACCACAAUUUCCUCCUCCACCUCCAUCUUUAGUAGCCCCCUUGCCACAGGUAAUAAACGGCAAACCAUGCCCACUUCCAAUUGUUCAAACGAAAUCUCCAUUUCCUCCAAAAUCUGUACCUGUACCAGUACCAGCACCAGCACCAGCGCCAGUAGCAGUACCAGUACCAGCCCCAGCUCCAGCACCAGUAUACCGAACAAUUGCAAUCCCCAGACAGCCAUUCGGUAGAAUUCUUCGAAUAAACAGAUAUCCAUACGGACCAUAUUAUGUUCUAAAUCCAAGAACAGGAGCUAGUUUUUAUACAUAUCCUAGAGCACCAAUUGCACCUGUUAUUCAACAAACUAAGACCGGACAAGUAGUGCGACUAGUACCAGCGAGACCACUUGCAGUUUCUGUUGCUCCCAGACAAGUGGCUGUUCCUGUCUCUCCCAAACAAGUAACCGUCCCUGUUUCCCCCAAGCAAGUGGCUGUUCCUGCUCCUAGAAAACAGAUAGUUCUUCCAAUCUCUAAUGGUAAAUCGGCUGCUCCAGUCUUAUUAUAUCCUCCAGUAAGUCGAAUCAGAUAUGCAUAUCCUUGGGGCAGUUACAUCAGAUCACUUCCAGUAGCCGGGAAGAAUAUUUUUGUUUUACCUCCUAAUAACAAACCAGCAAAAAUUCAGGCAGCAAAAUCAAGCAGCUCUGAAUCAAGUUCAUCUGAAAGCUCUUCUUCCGAAAGCAAAUCUUCAGAGAAAAAAUCCAAACCCAAGGAAGAAAAGAAAAGUAGCGAGGAAGAAGAAGAAGUUGCUGAAAGUAUAGGAAGUAUUGAAUCAGAAGAACCAGAACCCGAAAAGGCACCAGAACCAAUAAUUGAGGAAGUAGAAGAAGAAGAAGAAGAAACAGCAGCUUCUGAAGCUGAACCUGAACAAACAGCUGCACCUGCAGUAGUAGAAGAAAAAGAAGAAGAACCUGAAGCGAAAGAUGAAAGUUUUGCAGCUGAAGAAAGUCAGGUAAAACCUCAACUCUUAAAUGGUAAUAAAGAGCCAAACGUGAACAGUUUUGACUCCCUAACAAAAUCAUUCUAUUAUGGCUUCGAUCAAAGAGGAGUACCUGGUCACAAAGAAAUAUCUGAUCCAGAUGGUAAAAGAGUGAUAGGUUCGUAUAAUUACCGUAAACCAGAUGGUAUAUUUAAGAAUGUAGCAUAUGUGGUUGAUGCUAACGGUAGCAGAGCUCACGUUGUUAGCAAUGAACCAGGUACUGUUAGUUAUCAAACUGUAAAUACCAACUAUAUUCCUAAUGCUACUCCAGAAAAUAUUACAAAUAAAGUUCCCGAUAUCGAAAAUGCUGCAUCUCAUGAAAAUUUAACCGAGGAUCCUCAAAGGGACUAAGUAUUCUAAAAUUGAAAAAUAUAUAAAAUAUUCUUUGGUGGUUUAAGAGCUUUUAUAAAGUUUUAAUUUGCGUGAUUUUUUAUGCUUUGCAAAGAUAAACAAUUAUUUGGGGAUUUUUUUUAUAUUCCCUUUAAUAACAUUUCAAAAUCACUGCCUAUAUAUUUUAAAAAUCUGCCAAAUAUGUUUGCCCAUCUGAAAGCAAAAUAUAAUAAACUUUAGGAAAUUAAAAGUAUGAUGUCGAUCUAACAGAAUUAAAACAAAAAAAAAUUAUUUUUUCUGAUGAAAUCUUUUAAAAUUAUUAUUUAAAAUAUUGCCAAAAUAAAAUAUUUCAUUUUUUUUUUUGUAUUUUUAUACCUUUAUGAUUGCUUUGUACAAUCAUACAUGAUUGGCCUUAGCAUAUUUAUGUCGUUUUAACUAGUUUAAAACACAUGAAAGCAUGUCUGCUUAUAAUGUGCUGAGAAAUGAUUGUUAAUUUUGUACUUUAUUUCAUUUUGGUGAAUAAAGAUUGUUGAUUA